This is a messenger RNA of Thunnus maccoyii (southern bluefin tuna), 1822 nucleotides long. Its product is annotated as GTPase IMAP family member 9-like. Bases 40 to 1206 code for a protein of 388 amino acids. Gene Ontology annotation, molecular function: GTP binding. The transcript is spliced from 2 exons. Lineage: Eukaryota; Metazoa; Chordata; Actinopteri; Scombriformes; Scombridae. The record is from RefSeq and is a predicted model, not a curated record.
UUCAGCUGCAGUAUCUACUCUGCAUUCUUGAACUUAAACAUGGACGGCAACUAUUACAACCCAAACAUGGCCAGCAACUAUUACAACCCAAACAUGGCCAGCAACUUAGGAUUUGGCAUGACAAAUAAUGAACUGAGGAUAGUGAUGGUGGGGAAGACUGGAAUUGGGAAGAGUGCCACUGGAAACACCAUCCUGGGACGACAGUGCUUUGAAUCAAAGUUCAGUGCUAAGUCUAUGACUGUAGAUUGUUCUAAGGGCAAAGGUCUGGUGCAUGGACAACAGGUUGCUGUUAUCGACACCCCGGGCCUGUUUGACACCAGGUUUGGCAUGGAUAAAACAACUAUGGACAUAACCCAGUGCAUCACUUAUGCUGCUCCUGGACCCCAUGUCUUCCUGGUGGUCAUCAGGCUGGGAAGAUACACUGAAGAGGAAAAGCAGACGGUGCAGAAGAUUCAAGAAAUCUUUGGUGAUGCUGCAGACAGAUACAGCAUGGUGCUCUUUACUGGUGGUGAUCUUCUUGAAGAUACCACUAUUGAGGAGUUCUUGCAUGGAAGUUCAGACCUGCAGGAACUCGUAGCCAGAUGUAACAACCAGUACCAUGUCUUCAAUAAUAAACUGAAGGAUGGUGCUCAGGUCAUCGAGCUGCUCCAGAAAAUCAGAAAUAUAGUCCAGAAGAACGGAGGAAGCCACUACACCAACGAGAUGUUCCAAGAGGCCGAGAGGGCGAUCGAAAAGGAGAAGCAACGCAUCCUCAAAGAGAAGGAAGAACAAAUACGCAGAGAACAAGAGGAACUGGAGAGGAAACUACAGGAAAAAUAUGAAAAACAGCUGAGGAAAAUGAAUGCCCAACUCCAGGCUGACAGAGAGAGGGAGAAGAAAGAGAGAGAGGAGGAGAGGAAGAGGGAGAAGGAGGAGAUGAAUGAGGAGAGGAAGAGGGAGAGGGAGGAGAGAGAGGCAGAGAGAAAGAGAGAGAGAGAAGAGAAAGAAAGGGAGAUGAAACAACUAAAGGAACAGCAUGAAAGAAAUGUAAUAGAGGAAAGGAAAAAGUUGCAGAACAGGCAUGAGAAUGAGGCCAGAGAGGAAGCUGAGGAGUUUAAUCCACUAUAUCCUCUGGUAAAAGCUGGUGAACUUGUGGUCGAUGCUGGCAAAAAGAUAGUUGGAGGAUUUAAACAAUUGGGCAAGGCAAUUGGGCGCUUGUUCUCAUGAGUGGUCCCAUAUUCAGAUAGUUUAUCUAGAGAGGAACUCUCCAGAAGCCCCUACACACUCAUUUAUCUAAAUGAAUGAUUAAGCUCAUUAUAUUUGUUGAGGUUGAGCUCUACUGUAGAUUAGUAAGGCUGAGUCUCUCAUCAUAUCAUGGUUCUCACCUCUUCUUUCUCUCUUCACAUUUAUUUUUGAAAAUCGCCUUAAGAAAUAUUUAGUGUAGGUUAACAUUUGACAGUAUUAAAUGCUGUCAUAAGUAUGUCUUUAUAGUUAUAUUCUCAUUUAACCACUGCAGUUGUCAAUUUGUGUUCUGCUGAGAUAGAAAAAAGUUCUCACACUCCUCUGAUGAAUGAUUACUUUUGAUGUGGUGUCACCUAGUGGGUGUAGAAUUAAUAUUUCAAUCAGAAAAUAUUAAUUUCUUCUCUGUGGUCACUCUGGUUUACUUAUUAGUAUUAUAACUUGUCUUUGAUUUAGUUUUAGUUUUGUUUGUCAUCAAAGCAUUUAUUUCAUGGAUUAUGUUUCUGAUUUAUGCCACUCAAGAACAAAGAUGUGAUUCUGUGUCAACUGACCCAGAAAUAAAGAUGUGAUAUUAAGACUAAACCUAAUAAAAAGGCUGAAUUUC